Molecule: messenger RNA, 1555 nt
Organism: Molossus molossus (Pallas's mastiff bat)
Lineage: Eukaryota; Metazoa; Chordata; Mammalia; Chiroptera; Molossidae
Product: b(0,+)-type amino acid transporter 1-like
Exons: 13
Coding region: 1-1464 (487 amino acids)
Biological process (GO): amino acid transmembrane transport
Cellular component (GO): membrane
Molecular function (GO): L-amino acid transmembrane transporter activity
Source: RefSeq, a predicted model, not a curated record
AUGGAGGAGACGAGCCUGAGAAAAAGGACAGGGGAUCAGAAGUCCAUCCAGAGUAAUGAGCCCAAGACCACCAGUCUCCAAAGGGAGGUGGGCCUGCUCAGUGGCAUCUGCAUCAUCGUGGGCACCAUCAUCGGCUCCGGGAUCUUCAUUUCCCCCAAGUCUGUGCUCAGCAACACGGAAGCUGUGGGGCCCUGCCUCAUCAUAUGGGCGGCGUGUGGGAUUCUUGCAACACUGGGUGCUCUGUGCUUUGCGGAGCUUGGUACGACGAUCACCAAGUCGGGAGGCGAAUACCCUUACCUGAUGGAGGCCUUUGGCCCCAUCCCUGCCUAUCUCUUUUCCUGGACCAGCCUGUUCAUCCUAAAGCCCUCAUCCUUUGCCAUCAUCUGUCUCAGCUUCUCUGAGUACGCGGCGGCGCCUUUGUACACAGGCUGCAAGCCUCCCGAAAUCGUUGUCAAGUGUCUGGCUGCUGCUGCCAUCUGGCUCAUCAUCAUGGUGAAUGCGCUGAGUGUGCGGCUGGGCAGCUACGUCCAGAACGUGUUCACAGCGGCCAAGCUGGUGAUCGUGGCCAUCAUCAUCAUCAGCGGACUCAUCCUCCUGGCCCAAGGAAAUACGAAGAACUUUGAAAAUUCUUUUGAGGGCACAAAACUGUCCGCGGGCGCCAUCGGGCUGGCAUUUUAUAAUGGACUCUGGGCGUACGACGGAUGGAAUCAACUCAAUUACAUCACAGAAGAACUCAGAAACCCUUUCAGAAACCUGCCCCUGGCUAUCAUCAUUGGGAUCACGCUAGUGACAGUGUGCUACAUCCUCAUGAAUGUUUCCUACUUCACUGUGAUGACAGCAACCGAGCUCCUGCAGUCACCGGCAGUGGCCGUGACAUUUGGUGACCGUGUUCUCUAUCCGGCCUCUUGGGUGGUUCCCCUCUUUGUGGCGUUCUCCACCAUCGGUGCCGCGAAUGGGUCCUGCUUCACAGCCGGCAGACUCGUUUAUGUUGCAGGCCGAGAAGGCCACAUGCUCAAAGUGCUCUCGUACAUUAGUGUCAAGCGCCUGACGCCAGCCCCUGCCAUCAUCUUUUAUGGUAUCAUAGCCACUAUUUACAUCAUCCCUGGUGAUAUCAACUCAUUAGUCAACUACGUCAGUUUUGCUGCGUGGUUCUUUUAUGGCCUGACAGUUCUGGGGCUGAUCGUGAUGAGGUUCACGAGGAAAGACCUGGAAAGGCCUAUCAAGGUGCCCAUCCUCAUCCCCAUCGUGGUGACCCUUAUAUCUGUGUUUUUGGUUUUGGCCCCAAUCAUCAGCCAGCCCGCAUGGGAGUAUCUCUACUGCGUGAUAUUUAUACUCAGCGGCAUUAUCUUUUACUUCCUUUUGGUCCACUACAAGUUCCGAUGGGCGCAGAAAAUCUCAAGGCCUCUCACCAUACACUUUCAGAUGCUGAUGGAAGUGGUCCCAGCAGAGGAGGCUCCAGAGUAAUGUGUCUCCUGCAACAGGUCCAGCUGCGGUGGCUGUUUUACUCGUUUAUGUUGCAGGCCGAGAAGGCCACAUGCUCAAAGUGCUCUCGUAC